AUGAGCUCUACUGGACAAACCAAUGUGGGUGAUGAUGGAAACGAUGAUCAAAGUUCGUCCUCAUCGGAGACGACAACUCCCAGUCUAGUUCAAGAAUCCUCCAAAAUUGGUCCAGAUAAUAUAAAUACUAAAGAUAAUUCUAAUGAAAACCAGCAACAACAAACUGGAGCUUCUUCAUCAUCUGUUAGAGGAUUUCUCAACAAAUCUGUUAAACUUUUCAGCUCACGUGAUGAUGAUGAUAAGAAUAAAGAAAGUAUUAAAGUAUAUUUUCAUGUUCAUUUUCCAUCAAACAUUGAAAAUAGAGGUGAACCAGUUAUAUGUUUCUUUCCAGGACAAAAUGAAAAUAUAAUAAUGCCACUCAAACAACCACAUAAACGUAAUCAUUUACAUUCACAUACAACUUAUUGGGCAAUUGAAAUUCCAAUUCCAGUUACUCUUUUUAAUGAAAAAAAAGAAAUCAUAUAUAGAUAUGGUUUGUGUGUUCGUUACAAAGAUGAUGCUAAAGUUUUUAAUGAAGAGUUGGAUGAAUAUAGGAUUUUAAGAGCAAAAAGUGGAAAUUUGUAUGAUAUCGUUGGUAAAAUUAAUCUGCCAACUCGUUGUUAUUUCACUACUAUGAUCGAAGAUUUUCAAUUUUUGUAUAUCAUUGUUGAAUCAUUGAACUCCAAUAAUCUCAAGGAAAAACUUGAAGAGUAUCAAUUAAUCAGUAAAAAUUUUCCACUUACAACCAAAAAUUUCACAACCAUAAGAUACAUAGAUGAAGUCAUUAAAGAUAAUAAAUUAAGGGAAAAAAGAAUUUUUUGCCUUAUAUUAAUAGGUCAUUAUAUUAUCCAACGUCAGUUUGAAUUAUUUAGUGGUAAUCUAUUUUUACCUUCAAAUUUUGGAUCAAUUUUAUUACUUGAAGCAAUUGAAAAAAUUCAGCCGGACACUUUACCACCUGGACAUGAACAAGAAAUUACAUUGGCAGUAUCUGCCAUAUGUCGCCACUUGGCCAGCAUAAAUAGUUUUGCAUGGCUUAAAAUUUUUGCUUUAGCAGAUAUUGUUGACCCUAAUUAUAAUUUCUUAGAUGCUUUGGUUGAUAUUGAUUUAAAUGAUGAACAAAUGAAAAAAUUAUUUAAAUAUCUUCCUAAGCAAGUUUUAACUUAUGUUGAUAGAAUUGAAGAUGAUUUAAUUUAUUCUAAAGUUGCUCAGUGGCUGAUUGGAUUAUGCAACACAAUGGACACAUUAAUUACAAUGUGGAAUGACUUUAUUGAUCAUAAAAGAGAAAAAGAGGAAUUAAUAGUAUAUGCCUUCACUAAUUCAUUUCAAAGAACUAUUGCUUCUGACGGUCCAGUAGAUUUAUUGGAAGAUUAUGAAAAAGUUCCCAAUAAUUUGAAAGAAAUAUUGGCAGAACCAUUCCGUAAAAAAGUUUUAAGUUUAUUGAAUGCUCAAAUCAAUUGGACUGAAGUAUACAUAAAACCAAUUUCAAUGUUAUUUUUCAACAAGUUGCUAAAAUGGAAGAAAGCAGAUGUUAUCAAUUCACUAGAUUGUAUUUCUAAAUCAAAUCAUCCAAAAUUAUUAAUUUUCUUUACUAAAAUAUUGGAUCACUAUCUUAAAUAUUUUAAAGAUAAUGUAGAUGAAAUAGCUGAAGAGGAUGGUAAUGAAGAAGACGAAGAUGAAAAAAAUGAACUUUUUGAAAAAAAAGAGCUGAAAGAUGAAGAUAUCCCUUUUAUUUGUGGUCGGUGGUAUCAAAUGAGAUUGAGUAAGGUCAACGAAUCUUCUAAAGCUUAUGUUAAUGAGGAAUGGAAAAUUGUGCAUUCAAUAUUAUAUGAUUUUUCUUACAUUUUGCCAAUAAUUGAAAAUCAAAAUGAAAUUUACAAGAAAUUAUUCAUCUUUACCAUGGACAAAAUUAAAAAUUUUACUGAAGUUAGAGUGUUAAGUACUACUUCACAUAUCAAAGAAUUACAUCCAAAAAUUAUACAUAGAUUUGGUAUAAUGAUCAAAGAAAUGCUAAAUAACAUGAUAAAAAUCCCUGAUGUACAUCUUAUUACUAAAAUGUCUCAUGUUUGUGGAUGUUCUAAAGAUGAUUUGUUUAUACCUGAUAGUUUGUGUGAAGAAAUAUUAUGUCAUAUCUUAACUAAAUUGUGUGACCAUGUGAAAUUCUCAGAUCCAUUAGUAUUAUUGAAAUCAGCAAAGUUUUGGAUUACUGUAUUCAAUGCUAAGGGUUGUACAGAAAAGUUUUUAAACCAUUAUCUACUUCAAAAAGUUUUUAAAAAUAUUCAACACUUUAUAGGAUUAAUUACUAAUAAGAAUAUUAGCAUUGCACAGUUACAAGAACUUCUUAAAUAUGAUAAGGAUCUAGUUAAAAAUCUUUUUAAAAUCACUUCAACAAGCAAGAUUCCUGAUGAUUCAAAUGUGGAUGAUGAUUUUGCUAAUGAACUAAUUUACAACAAAGGGAUUGACCUAUUAGAAAGCCAAUGUAAUAAUUUUGAAUUGACAUUGAAUCAACUUGCCAUAUUUUAUGCAAAGUUUUGUCCAAUUGAAAAGGUCAAUAAUGUCCAAUCAUUUUUAAAUGACAUAAAAGAAAAAGCUAGAAAUUUGGAUCAAGUCAAAUUAAAGGAUGCUUUGAAGCCAAAAUAUUGGCACCUUCAUCAUCAAUCAUUAAAUUCUGCAAAAAAAUGUUAUAAAUUAGCAAAUUCACAAACUUUUAGAAAUGUUUUUGACAGAAUCAUGAAUGAAAAAGCAAAUGCAAAUAUAACAACUGAACAUGUUGCCAAAAGUUUAAUUCCACAAACUUUUAAUAAAUAUAAUGAACUAUGUAAAAAAUAUGCUGUUUGGGAGAAAUUGAAAUGCUCAGAAGGAUCUGUACUCUGGGAAAAUGUUGAAAAUGUUGAAAUGGAGUUGGAAUUGAUGGAUGAGUACGUAAAAGUAAAUCAUAAAGAAUUAUUAGUUACCACAUUAAAAUAUUUAUCUGGAGUUCCAAAGCAAAUUAGAAGAUUACAACAGUUAUCUGAUGUAGCUAUUAUAUUUAAAGUCAUUCACACCAAACAAGAUUGGUUAAGCAAAAUAUUGUUAUUGCUUAAAGGUGAUUAUUUAUGGCUAGGAAAAUUGAAUGAGUUUUAUGAGAUAAAUAAUAAACAUUUAUUAGGUCUGGAUGAUAAAUACUGGGAAUUGAUUGAACAAUUAUCUCGGGCAAGAGAAUUUGUUUCAUUCUUACAGUCAAUUGCUGAACAUGACAUUAAGAAUUUAAUUAAUGGUGUAGAAGAACAUUCAGAUGGAAGUCUUGUACAAGAAGAUACUGUCUCAUCUCUUAUCCAAGUCAAACAAUCCAUAUUACCAUUAAUGAAGAGCUCUCAAAACCUUACUUUGAAAGAUUUUAUCAAAGAAUUAUCUAGUAUUAGUAAAGCAAACCCUUCUUUGUCAAAGAAGGUUGAAUUGUGUAAUGGUCAUCAUAUGGAAUUAAAAAAUUUUUACAAUAAUAUUUCUAAUAAAGGUGAGGCCGCAAGAGCAAAAAUAAGUAAUGCAGUUAGAAAAGGCAUCUACACAUUUCAACGUAUUAAUGAUAAAGAUGAAGACAAAUGUUCUGUAACAAUGACUUAUCCAUCAAAAGUUAAAGUGAGUCCCACUUACACUCUCAAUGACUUGUAUGACUUACGUGGUAGAGCUUUACUAAUAGCAAAACCUUCUGCGUCAAUUGAUAUCAAUGAUAAAGAAAAAAUUAGUAAAGAUAUUAUAGAUAAAUUUGUUUCUCAAGUUGAUCUGGCUCAAGAAAUCAUCAACAUUGCUACAAAACUUAUUCAAAUGGGCCAUUUUGAUUAUAGAGAAUUUAAUGUUUCUAUUGUGGGGAAUCAGCCAUGGGAUAAAUUUGUUUUGAAAUUGAAAAAAGAUUUAGGACAAUGGCAUGAUAUUGUUAAUAGAUUACAGGAACAACAUUAUUAUCUAACAUUCUUUCCAGUUAGACAUAUUCUUAAAUUUUACGAUUAUUUUAUGAAUUAUAUUGACUUGGAAAAAAGAUAUGCCAAUAAACAAGAUGAAUUUGAAUUGUUUAAAAAAGCAAAUAGAGAAGAAUGUGAAACAUUAAUUAAAUUUGUUAAUAUUAAAGCUACAUUGCCUCCACCACCAUUACCAAACAAAAAAGAUACUUCAGAUAUUUCACAUCAACAUAAUGAUUAUUAUAAAAUGUUAUCUGAAAUUGGUUUGAAGCUAUUUAACAUUUUUGAGUCAAUUCAAAGAAGCCCUAGGGAAAUUAAAAUUCCAGUUGAAAGCAUUAUGUCAGAUGUUGUUCAACCUGGAAAAUUAUUUGUAGCUUCAUGUGAUGACAAAUUUUUAGUUCCUAAUAUUAUCAUUUCGUUAUAUGUCAACCACCAAUUUUAUCCUGAGCCUUGGCAAAUAUUAAUCUGUACACCAUCAACUACUAUGGAAGAAUUGUCCAUAUUUAUUAAAAGAUGUUUCUUUGCAUCCAAGAAUAAUUAUGAAUCAGAAGCAAAUGAUUAUUAUUUAGCAUUGAUUUGUUGUAAAAAAGAUGGGCUUCACCAUCACAUUUUGGACCAAUUUAGUCAGGAUGUACACACAACAAAAGGAUUAGGCACUGAAUCUAUGAAAUUAAUUUAUAAUGAAAUUUGUCAUAAUCAAGUGGUGGUUGUUUCUUCAGGAUUGUCAGGUCAAGGCAAAACUGAAUGGAUAAGACAAGAAAGUUUUAAGACAGGCAAAUUUAUAAAAAGCUUUCUAAUCAGUGAUGAGAUUGAUUUUUGUAAUCUUGUCAAGAAAUUUAGAAAAUUCAAAUUAAGAAAAGUUGACUCUUUACAUUUAAAUAUCAUUUCAUCUGAUUUUCCAUUAGAUGUUAAUAUAUUUUUAUUCCAGCUAUUAACAUUAGGAGUUGUAUCAAAUAAUAUGGAUAUUGCAUUAUUACCACUAACACCUGUUUUUAUUGAAGUUGCAUCAACUAUGGGACAAGAAUUGUUUAAUUCCUUGAAAUUUGUAAAUUAUCUACCAUCAAAAUUUUUGGUUUGGUCUAUCAAUCAAUUAAUAACGUCAGAGGAACUAACUUCACCAUUACAAAUUGUCUCUCUUUAUCUGGAUUAUUAUGAUAAAUCUUCAUUGGACAGAAAUGACUUAAUCUUAAAAGGAACAAAAUCAACUCAUUUAGUUCCAGUCACAGAGGCCAGGUGUCAAGAAUUAUUAACAAAAUAUUUAUUCAAAGACAAAAACACUGACAUAUUUUCAUUUAGAUUUAUUGAAAUAUUUGUUAAUGUUUUGGCUGAUCAGUUGGUUAGAUUGUCUUCAAGCUCCUUUUUCAAGGUUGAAAAUAUUAGAUUGAUGGUGAAUGACAAAUGUGGUGUUCGUACAACAUUGGUUCAGACUUUAAUUGAUGUAUCAAAAGAUUUUGCUACAAAAUCAAUCAAAACAAGAUCUGCUCAAACAAAGUCUCUUCAAAAUAAAGAGGAUGAAUUAAGUACAAUUGUGCAAUGGGAUGACUCAAACCAUUUAUUGGUAUUUUUUAUGUCACAAUUGCCUGAUUCAAUUUGUGCAUUAUACAGAGAUAAAACAAAAGUUCCAGAUAAUGUUAAAAAUUUGUUAAAAAGCCAAUGUAUUGGUGAUGAUGGUUCAAAUAAUUAUGUGUGGAGUUUAGAUGAUUAUCAUACCAUGUCAACUGAUGAAUUAUUAAAGAAAUUAGAGUGCUUGGCAAGAAAAACCAUGCAUUCAAUUCCAUAUCAUCCUUAUGCAUUAUCAGCAGACAACUUACUUAAAAUGGCUUUGAUUUUAUUAAGAGCAAGAGCAAAUAUUCCUGUCGUUGUAUGUGGAGAAGCUGGUUGUGGAAAGACAAGUUUAAUUGGAUUUUUAGCAAAAGUAGUUGAAGUUGAUUUUUUAGCAUUAAAUCUUCAUGCUGGAAUAUCUGAGCAAGCAAUAUUUGACUUUAUGGAUAAAGCAGAAAAUAUAGCAGAAAAAGGUGAAACCUGGAUAUUUUUUGAUGAAAUCAAUACGUGUAUACACAUUGGACUAUUAUCAGACUUAAUAGCUCACAGAAUGCUAUUUGGGGUGCCAAUUCAUGACAAUAUUAGACUUUUUGCUGCUUGUAAUCCCUAUAGGUUGAGAAAUAAAAAUAUUUCUCAAGUAGGCUUGAUUGCAAAAACUGAUGAAACCUAUGAAGAAAGAAGUAAACUUGUUUAUCAAGUCAAGCCAUUACCUUAUCAAAUAUUAGAUUAUGUAUGGGAUUAUGGUAUAUUAAAACCAAAUGACGAAUUGAAAUAUAUACAGAUCAUGGUAUCAAAUGCAUUAAAAGGAUUAGCAGAUAACAGACUUGCUCAAUUGUUGUUUGAGUCUCAAAAUUAUAUUAGACAUGUUGAAGAACCUUAUAGUGUAUCAUUACGUGAUGUAAAAAGGGCUAUCAAAUUAGUAAAAUUCUUUCAUACUUCAUUACAAAAUCGUCCUCCUGUAAGGAAACAUGGUCCCAAUUACCCUCCAAAUGGAUUUCCUGAUAUAAUUACAAGAUCUUAUGUAUUAGCAUUGGGGCUUUGUUAUCAAUCAAGGAUAUACGAUCAAAAAUUAAGAAAACAGUAUAGAAUAAAGAUGUGUGAAAUAUUUUAUGAAUUUAAAGUCCCAUUGAGUGAAGAAUCAUUUUUAAAAAUCAUUAGGGAUGAACAAGAAGAUUAUAUUUUCAGAAUGACAUGUCCACCUAAUACUGCCUUUAAUGAGGCAUUAUUAGAAAAUGUUUUAGUAAUGGUUGCUUGUAUAUUGUGUAAAAUCCCUGUAUUUAUAAUUGGAGCUCCUGGAUCUUCUAAAUCAUUGGCCAUCAGACUUGUAAGUCAAAAUCUUCGUGGAUCUGAUUCAAAUGAUGAAUAUUUCAGAACAUUACCACAAGUGUAUUUGAUUCCACAUCAAGGUUCAGCAUCUUCAACAUCAGAGGGCAUAGAUAAAGUGUUCCAGAAAGCCAAGAAAUACCAGGAUACUGGCUCAGAAGAUUUUCCUGUUAUUAAAGCACAAUUACUAAAGGUUUGUCCUGAUAUAAUUGAUAAAAUUAAAGAAAAAGAUAUUAUUGAUUUGAGAUUUGGAGAAUUCUUAAUGAAAAAUGUAUCAGAAACAAUGUUAGACAAACUUACAAUAGGAGAAUUGCCACAUUAUCACAUUGAAAGUUGGGUCUAUGAGGUUGACAAAAUCAUGCUAUUAAGUAAUAAUAUCAAAGGAGCAUCAACUUUACCAUUAUUUCAAGUUUUGAAAAUUUGUUAUGAUCUUAUACCAUCAAUAUCAAUUAAAGAUCUUCAAGAAAUUAUAAAUGCUGGCAAAAAUAGUAAUAAGAACAAUGAUAUUAUUUAUAGCAGUGAUAUUGGUAGUAGUAGUAUUAUUGGCAAUGACAAUAACAAGGAAUUACUUUCAAAUGAAUUCAUAGUCAAAACACUUGAAACAUUAAAGAAACUUCAACCUUAUGAAAAGAAUUUGGCUAUAUAUAAAUCUUUUAUAAUGAAAUGUUUGGAAAUUGUACCAUCUGAAUCCAAAGUUAGUCUUUAUCUUUAUGAUAGAAUUCUCUCACAACCAUUUCCACUGAUGGAACCAAUUGUAAGAUGCAUAUUUGCAAAUGAAAAAAAACAAUAUCCAAAUCUUUUCUUGGACAUUAUUGAAAAUCCCAGAAAAGUUUUAUCUAAAUCAGCAAAAAUAGCAGGCAUUAAUAAAUGUCUAGCUGAACUUGACUCACCAAUAUCAACAUUAUGUUGUGACGUUAUUCAACAAAAUUUUUUGAAUAAUUUGGAUGUGUAUAUGUCAUAUCAAAAAGCAAUAGAAUCAUUGUAUGGUAAUAAUAUGGAACCAUUACAAAUUAUAGUAUCAAUAGCUUUUCUCAAGUUAUUUGUAACAAAGUUAUGGGAUGCUAUUAUUAAAGAUAAUGAUUUAGUGAAAACUAGUAAUACUUUAUUUUUUGAUAUAGGAGAAUUUAAUGGACCUGAAGUAGUUAACACUUUAAACAAUAGUUUGAGUAGAGAUUACCCAUUGAUAAAAUCAUUUAAAUUUUAUUUCUUAAAAGAAUUACGUCAACGAGGAUUUUAUUUCAAUGAAAUCAAGGAUUUCUGUUUAGCAUUGAAUCAAAAUAGCGUGCAUUGGUUUUCUGAUCUAAAAUGGGAUCUGGAUCAUGUUGGUGUCUUGCCAUUUAAUCCAUAUUGGGUAUUGGAUGAUUAUCAUAUUAUUGAAAAGACCUUUAAAGCAGUAACUGAUAAUAAUACAGUACACUUUAAAAAAUAUUUAGAAAUACUCAAAAAUGAUUCAACUUUAACAUCACGUAUAGCCUUUUUUGGAUUUAUCUUUACAAGAUUACAAUUACCAAAAUCAGCUGGUGAAUUGAGACAUGUGGAAAGUGAAGUGAAUGAAAUUUUACAAAAAGGAUUUGAACUAAAUCAAGUAGAGCCAUUUUAUAAAAAAUUAGUGAAAAGUUUAAUAAAUAAUGAAAUUUAUAUUCUAAAAGUUGACCAACAAUUCAUAGGCAAUUUAGAAAUGAAAUCAGUUAUAGCACAUAUUAUAGGAUUGUACUCAUCUUUGCCAUCUAAGGCAUCAAGAUUAUCAGCCUAUUUACAUAAGCUAGAUCAGUGUAAUGAUGAGUUUAUUUUAUCUUGUCCACCUUACUUUGGUUAUACCACUACAUCUGAAACUGGUAUAUCAAGAUAUUCGUGUAAAUGUGGAUCUAAAUAUGUUGUUAAUGAGGAUGGAGGAACAAUUGUAGAAGGAACAUGUGUAGAGUGCAAGAAUAAAAUUGGAGGGGUUGAUUAUCAACCUAAAGAAGAAGAUAAAUUAAUUAAAAAACAACAAACAGCAGAAACAGAUGUGUCAUAUAGAGGAUAUGUUCCAGAAGUUCCUAAUAUCAGCAUAACCUACACUGUUAGAAAUGGCUUAUCACCAUCAUCAUAUCGUAUUUUACAUUUCAUGGUCAAUGUUGUGAUUGGAGCACACUUACCAUCAACAACAGCAAUCAACUUUAUUAAAAGACAUGGAGAUAUUCAAGAUCCUAUUGUAUACCUUUUACAACAUAUGGAAAAUGAUUGGAAUGUUUUGAUAAGAAUGUUGGAUCUUUCAGAUGAAGAACUUGCAUUAUUGUUCCAUGCAAUAUUGAAUAGUAUUAGUGAAAAACCUUAUGAAUUAUCACGUGGACCAAUUGAAAACCCAAGGCAAAGAGAAGACUGGGAAACAAGCUUUGCAAAGAAAUAUAUCAUACCAUUUACUAAAAAUGCUAUGGAAUCAACAACUCAAUUUAGGUUCCUAUUAGAUGAAUCAAUGAAUAAAGGCUCAUUUGAAAGUAAGAUUGUUGAAGAGGUUGAUCAAACAUCAUCAUCAAUGGAUAAGAAAUAUCAUAAAUCACAUCUACCUAAACUUUGGAGAUACAUUAGUGAAAGUAGUUUUGAUAAUUUUAGAGCAUAUUAUUGUGGAAUUUUAGAACAACCAGUCACAAAAUCAUAUCCAUUUUUAACAAUAUUUUUCAAGCACCAUAAGAAAUUGAAUAUGGUUAAACAUUUAUCAGCCAUUAUAAAAUUUGUGAAAAUCUUAUCAUCAAGAUUAGGUUAUCGAAUAACUAGAUUGACUGCUAAUAAUAUGUCCUUUAAAGAAUACAUGGUUUCUGAAACAAAAAGAAAUAUUGAACCACAAGAGCUUGAGAUGUUUAAAAACUUAUUCCGUGAUUUUUCAGCAUCAUGGAAUCAAGUGAUUAAAGAAGCUGCUAAAAAUGAUGACAAACAAUUGGUGAAUAUACCAGGAAUGAAUAUGGAGAAACCAAUAAUCUUUGGAUUAAUUGAUCCAAAAGAUGAUGGAUCAUUUGUACAUGGCAUUGUAAAAUAUCUUGUAGAGAUACAAAAUAGUUUUUUGAGAGAUGUUUUAACAAUACCAGUUGGAAAAUGUGAAUCUAUCAAGUUUUUACAAGAACCUAAAAAUUAUAAUGUAGCAAUGGAAAAGAUGAAUACCAAAAUGUAUUAUUAUUUACCAGAAGUUAAAUUGGACAAAUUUAAAGAAAAUAAUUUAAUCAAUUAUGAAUGGGAUGAUAAUUUGUUAAUGUAUAGUCAAAGAAGUUUGGCUGCUGGACAUGGACAAGAAAUUAUUUAUGAUUUGCAAAAAAUUGAAGAGGAACUUGCAAAAAGACUGGUUUAUGAGAAGUAUUAUAUUGAGCAAAACAAUGAAAACUUGUAUUUGGAAUCAUUCCAAUAUCACAUGGAAAUGUUCCAAGAAAGCAAUAAAAUUCUUAAUGAUAUUAAACUAUUAAUACCACAGGAGAUUAUUCCAAAUGAUAAGACAUCUUUAAUAAAUGAAUCAAUAUCUAAUAGUGAAUUCAUUAAUAAAGAUAAUACAUUGAAAAUUUUAUCAUUCUUGGAAAUAAUUUUAUGUUUUAUUAAACGAGCAUCAAUUGGUAAUGGAGAAAUAUUGAUAGAAGAUUUUAUUUAUCAAUGGACCAAAUUAUCAUCAUUAGCCGAUGACAACAAUGAAUUUAAGAAUAUAUUGGAGAUAGGAUUAAAACUUAAAAAUAUUAUAGGGUUAUAUGAAUUGAUAGAAGAUUAUUAUGCUAAUGGA
This is a messenger RNA of Entrophospora sp. SA101, 10506 nucleotides long. The record is from the annotation of a GenBank genome assembly. NCBI's taxonomy places the organism in Eukaryota, Fungi, Glomeromycota, Glomeromycetes, Entrophosporales, Entrophosporaceae.